CAAACUACAAUUCCCAGGAUUCUUAGGGGCUUCCUAGGUUACUUUGCAAAGGCCUGGCGGGGACAAUGUGAAUGUCAGCAUAGAAAGUAAUGAAAGCACAUUAAUUCAAGUAAAAAGAGGGCCGGAGAGAAGGGAAAGUGGACGUCAGCUCCUUUACGGAGACUUUUUGUCUUGAUUUAUGCUCCUUGUUUUUUUUUUUUUGCCGGACACGCAGUGCAGAACUACCGAUGUGAAUGCGGACUUAAGUCCGCCUCUGGCCGGGUGUGGAGUUGGUAGUGAAGAUUUGCUCAUCUUAGCUGGCAUCUUCCCUCAGCGGAGCGGCUUUCUGUGAACAUGAUUUGUACCUUACUACGAGCUGUACGGUGCACGGGAAAGCUGCACAGCUUCUCGGGGAAGCAGUUGUUUUUGCCACACUUUGUACUUAACAAAGCUUGCUUGAAGACUGUGCCCAGUUUGAGGUGGGCUCUGCAAGAGCAGAAGACGGUACGACCUAGGUGUAUUUGGGGAGUCACCCAGAAGACCAUCUGGACGCAAGGACAGAGCACGCAGAGAGCGAAAGAGGACAGCGACAAACAAGUGUCUGUGCACAGAAGUCAGGGCGGGGAUACUGCCGUCUCAACGUCACAGAAAGUAAAAGAAGCUGGAAGAGACUUGACCUAUCUAGUAGUGGUACUUGUUGGAAUCACCAUUACAGGUGGCUUGUUCUACACGAUCUUCAGAGAACUUUUUUCCUCAUCUAGUCCUAAUAAGAUAUAUGGAAAAGCCCUAGAAAAAUGCAGAUCACAUCCUGAGGUCAUCAGUGUCUUUGGCGAGCCGGUCAAAGGCUAUGGGGAGACAACGAGACGUGGUCGACGGCAGCACGUCAGUUUUAUUGAAUACGUAAAAGAUGGGCUGAAGCACAUGCGUGUGAAGUUCUACAUCCAGGGCUCUGAGCCUGGGAAGCAAGGAACUGUGCACCUUGAAGUGAAAGAGAAUCCAGAAAGUGGCGAAUAUGAAUUUCGAUAUAUAUUUGUAGAACUGGAACCCUAUUCUAGAACUAUUGUCAUUGAAGAUAAUCGAUCCUAAGACAACUAAAAGAGCAAGCAAGUCUGUGUUUCCUGAUGGACGUGGAAAGGUGCAGGCUCUGAUGUUCACAGCCCUCGUCUGAGUCUAUUUUAAAUAAAACAAGAAAGAGUCUAGCUUAUAAAAAUGAAGGCAACUGGGUAGUUGUUGCAUUUAAACAAACUGAAUUAGAGGUUUUCUUGUAGAGUAAAAAAUCAUGAAAUAGAGCAUACUUUACGUUAUCUCAUUGACUUACUGAUCACGGGCAGUGUUUCUGCUCUACUUAACAUCUUUUAUGAUAAAUUUUUGGUAUUAAAAACUUUGCACCAUGUAAAUAAGAAAAUAGAGUUCAGCAUUUUAUGAUUUUUUUUAUGUUAUGUAACUAUAAAAUCUGUGAAAUAAAAUUAAAGCUAACAAAAAGA
Messenger RNA from Sus scrofa (pig), 1463 nucleotides. RefSeq names its product translocase of inner mitochondrial membrane 21 (gene TIMM21). The record is from RefSeq and is a predicted model, not a curated record. Lineage: Eukaryota; Metazoa; Chordata; Mammalia; Artiodactyla; Suidae. Gene Ontology annotation, biological process: protein import into mitochondrial matrix. Gene Ontology annotation, cellular component: TIM23 mitochondrial import inner membrane translocase complex.